UUUUUAAAUAUGGACAUUGCAAAAUUCAUGUUAAAUUUUAUUUGAUUUCUGUAAGAGCAACAGAUCAGAAACUCUAAAAAACAAAUGAAACUCUGGCUCUGCACCGCGGUGGGUUGGUAGUAUCCACACACUUUCAGGAGGAAAAUGAAAAUCGGUUUCGGGACUAAAGUGAAAGUAAGGAAUUAAAAGUUAAUAUUAAAACGGAAACAAAGCCACGUUUUGUGAAGCUCACAUUAUAAUAGCAGCACAUUGGAUCAAAGGAUGUGAUCUCACUUCAUAGUAAAACAGGUCCUGCAAGCCCAGGUAACUCAGGAAGCAGAAUGGUAAUUAUUCACAGAAGAAAGCAGGUAGUGUACUGUUACACUACUACAGCAGAAAGUCAGAAGGUCAGGGCGCUCGCAGGGUAACUGACACAACUUGGAACUGUUCGCCCCCUUUAAAAAGAGAUAAAAAAUGGGAGAGAAUGAAGCAAGUUUACCUAACACAUCCUUGCAAGGUAAGAAGAUGGCCUAUCAAAAAGUCAAUGCAGAUCAAAGAGCUCCAGGACAUUCACAGUACUUGGACAAUGAUGACCUUCAAGCCACUGCCCUUGACUUAGAGUGGGACAUGGAAAAGGAACUGGAGGAGCCUGGUUUUGACCAGUUUCACCUAGAUAGUGCAGAGAAUCAGAAUCUGGAGAGUUCAGAGACUGCAGACCUCAAUCUUGAUUCCAUUCAACCAGCAACUUCACCCAAAGGCAGGUUUCAGCGACUUCAAGAAGAUUCUGACUAUGCUACCCGCUAUACAAGAUCUGCACCAAAGAGCAACCACUGCACCUUUUGCCGCCUUGUAAAAAUACUUUGUACAGCCAUCAUUUUGUUUAUUUUUGGAAUUUUGAUAGGCUAUUAUGCACAUAAAAAUUGCCCUUCAAAUGCUACAUCUUCAGGAACACUUGAUCAUCAGUUAUAUCAAGAGAUUCUCAAGACAAUCCAAGCAGAAGAUAUUAAGAAGACUUUCAGAAAUUUGAUACCACUGUACAAAAGCGAAGAUGACACAGAAAUUUCAAAGACGAUUAAGGCUCAGUGGACUUCUCUGGGCCUAGAUGAUGUGCAGUUUGUAAAUUACUCUGUGCUGCUGAGUCUGCCAGGCCCUUCUCCCAGCUCUGUGACGCUGAGCAGCAGUGGCCAAUGCUUUCAUGUUAAUGGCCAGCCUUGCGAUGGAGAAGCCAGAACACACCGCAGCCAAGAUCUACUCUCCUCAUAUGCAGCCUAUUCUGCCAAAGGAACUCUCGAGGCUGAAAUCAUUGAUGUGAGUUAUGGAAAUGCAGAUGAUUUAAAAAGGAUAAAAAAUAUGAGAAAUAUAACAAACCAGAUUGCACUUCUGAAAUUAGGAAAAUUGCCACUACUUUAUAAGCUUUCCCUACUGGAAAAGGCUGGAUUUGGAGGUGUCCUUCUAUAUGUUGAUCCUUGCGAUUUACCAAAGACUGCAAAUCUUGACGAUGACACCUUCAUGGUGUCACUGAAUCCAGGAGGAGACCCUUCUACGCCUGGUUAUCCAAGUGUUGUUGGAAGCUUUAGGCAAAACCGAUGGAACCUCACCUCUCUACUAGUGCAGCCCAUCUCAGCGGCACUCGUGGCAAAACUGAUCUCUUCGUCCAAAGAUGGGACCAAAAAUGGUGUCUGUCGCCCUCUAGAACUUCCACCUAGUGAAAAAGUAAUUGUCAACAUGCAAGUUCAGACAGUCACAACAUUCAAAACAAUUACUAAUGUUGUUGGAUAUUUAAAGGGCUUGGCUUCUCCAGACCGGUAUAUCAUAGUUGGCAGCCACCAUCAUACUACAUCCAGUUACAGGGGACAAGAAUGGGCCAGCAGCACUGCCAUAAUCACAGCCUUCAUCCAGGCCUUGAUGUUAAGAGUGAAGAGAGGGUGGAGACCAGACCGCAGUAUUGUUUUCUGUUCCUGGGGAGGAACAGAGUUUGGCAAUAUUGGCUCAUAUGAAUGGGGAGAGGAUUUCAGGAAGGUUCUGCAGAAAAAUGUUGUGGCUUAUGUUAGUCUUCAUAGUCCCAUAAGGGGUAACUCAAGUCUAUAUUCUGUAGCUUCACCAUCUCUUCAGCAACUGGUAGCAGAGAAAAAUAUUCUCAACUGUUUCAGAAGAGCACAGUGUCCAGAAUCCAAUGUCAGUUCCGUACAGAUACAAGGUGAUGCGGAUUAUUUCAUCAACUACCUUGGAGUUCCCAGUGUGCAAUUUGCUUAUGAGGACAUCAAGUCACUACAGGAUCCCAGUUUUCUCUCCGAGGCCCUUUUCCCUAAAGGUGCAACAAAAAUUGAAGAAAUGGAUCCUUUUUUCAAACUUCAUGAAACAAUUACCAAGCUCUCAGGAGAAGUGAUUUUACAGAUUGCCAACGAACCAGUUCUGCCCUUUAAUGCUCUUGACAUAGCUUUGGAAGUUCAAAAUAGCCUUAAAGGUGAUCAACCCAACACUCAUCAACUGCUAGCCCUGGCCUCACGCCUGCGGGACAGUGCUGAACUCUUUCAGUCAGAUGAGAUGCGUCCUGCUAAUGAUCCCAGGGAGAGAGUUCCGGUGCGUGUCCGAAUGCUGAAUGACAUUCUCCAAGACAUGGAGAAGAACUUCCUGGCUCAGCAAGUACCACCAGGUUUUUACAGAAACAUCCUGUACCACCUUGAUGAGAAGACAAGCCAGUUUUCAAUCCUCCUGGAGGCUUGGGAGCGCUGCAAGUCUCUUGCAUCCAAUGAGACCUUUCAAGAAGCCCUGUCAAAGGUGUUGCACAGCAUUAAUUCAGCUCAGGUUUACUUCAAAGCAGGACUUGAUGUGUUCGACAGUGUCUUGGAUGGGAAGAACUGAGAAAACUCUCAGCAUUUUAAAAAGUUUGUUUACAAUUCCUUAAGCAAAAGCUCCAAUCUGAUAGACUUGCUGACAUUGAAGACUCCCCACCCCCACCCCCGCCACCAAUGGCUUUUUAUACAAAUCUAAAGCUAUUAUUAGAUUGUAUUUUUAAUAGACAUAUAUAAAAAGAGCAUUUGCACAAUUAAUAUUUUUCAUAUAUCUGCAUUUCUGAAUAUGCAAAAGCAAGUUAUUGAAAUAAUACUUAAGAUUUAUCUAUUAAAAGAAAUCUACUGUAUUUUUAUAUAUAUAUAUAAAAUAUUUUGGGGGAAGCGUUACAAGAAGUUUUGGACAAUCUUUGCUCCUAUGGAUAGAGCACAUAGGAACAGAAGUUGUUCCUUAUGUUAGAGCAUUUAAUGACCUACUUUCUGCAAUAGAAAUGGAGGGUUGAUAUGGUUGCAGAUUAAUUCACUAUUAAGUAUUCGUUAUGAAGAAUUCAAGUAUUCUGACUGAGUGAUUGGUUGACCAAACCCACUUUGAAUGUUUCUAUUUUAUGAAAUGAAGUGCCUGUUCAUAACACAACUAGAUGUAGUAAUACACUGGUUAUGAAAUUGUAUUUUUGUAAGUAUUAAUGAAAAAAAGAGCCAUAAACAUUCCAGGGAAAAAUCUCCAGGUAGCUGCACAGAUCAAUUUAAAUGCAAAUUUUUUCUAACAACUCAUAAGGUGACAAGCUUUGAAACCCUUAAUUUGCCUCAGUUGAUUUUGUAAAAAUCCAGGGGUGAUAUAUGUCUUAUGAGGGUGACAAUAUUUCUAAUUUCUUCUUGUGUUGUUUCUGUUGGAAGCCCAGAAACAGAGCUAUUUUAAAAUGAAAGCAUCUCACAUUCUUUGAAAACCCCAAGUAUCUUAAAAAGCAUUAAAUUGCUAUUUUUGCCACUGACAUGAAGGACUUACUAUGAAAGAAAUAGUUGUUUUGAUCAAUGGGAAAAAAAGCUCCUGAAAUCUAUGAGGAAACGUUCAACAUAUUUUUCUUUUUUAUCCUUAGUUGUGACUAAAAGUGAACAUAGAUAAUAGUCAUAAUCCUAAUUUUAUGCAGAAAAAACAGUGCUUCUGUAUGAAUAUGUCUUUCCCACACUUCAAUUAUUUUCUCUUGUGGAAAAUGAAACUCUUAAUAGUGACAUUGUCAUUGACUGGCCCUGACAUCUAAGAUUCCCCAACACCUUAGAAUUCUGCUAGGUGACAGUUUAAACUUUCAGCUUGCUCUUGGGAAUUGAUUUAAGUCUUUUUCUUCUGAUACUGGAUAAAGGAAAUCCCCUGAGGAAACAUAUUUUCAGAAUAUUUCAUGUGACUUUUUUCUCUAUCCCAGCACAGUAAACACACUUCCCCAUUAUACACAGCCAGAGCAACAUUGCAGACAGCACCUGUGUGUCUAAAUCUUUGCUUUUUGUAGAUGAGCAUAAACCUAAUCUUAGUUUAAAGGAAACCUAAAGUUGAGGGGAAAGAAUUAAUCAGUAUUGAUUAAUUGAUUUAUAAGGCUCAGCUCUUCCUACCCUAAGUAAUGUUUAUAUGCUCAAGGCAAAGAAGAGAAUUGAGGCAAUUAGCUAGAUAAUUCAAGCAGAAAUCCAUUUUCAUCUGAAUUGCCUGUGUGCACAUAGUUUUACAUGAGAAAUGAAACUGCUUGAUUUUUUUUUUAAACCAAUAUACUUGUUUGUUUGAAAAUAUUUGCCAUAUUCAGGAAAGGACUGAAGGACCAGGCUGCUGCACACCUCAACAUCAAUGUCCCUUGCUCCACCGAAAUCAACAUCAAAGAUAAAAUGAGAAUAUACAUAUGGACAUGGUUAGGGCCAAAUAAUAGAAUGCCUUAUACUCAAGGAUCUUAAAUAUUUAACCAAGCUUUAAUGCAUUCAUUCCAGUUCUUAAUUUGGGGUUGAAUUUAAAGCAAAGCCAAAUAAUGAUCAAUUUUAUAGUUUAUCAGUUUAGAACAAAAUCCUGAGUAAAUUCACUCAGUCUGUAAGAGCAUUGAAAGCACAAAAUUUUUUGUUUGUACAUUUUUGUUUAAUGAUAGUGUACUUGGGUAAACCACACUGCACAGAUAAAAAUCUCAAUAUUAUGUAUUCUUCACUUUGAAAUUAUAUGAUAUUUGAUAUAUCAUAUAAUAUAUAGAGAACUGAAGUUAACUGUGGAAUAACACAUUUUAUUAGUCUACUUAAGAGAUGUGAAGAAACUAAAUUAUAAUUAAAAUAUAUGUCCACCAGUUUUAUACAUGCUGCUCUACAUAUUUGACUGCAACAAGCUUCUUAACCAAGAACAUUAUUGUUAUGGUCUGAUUACCUCAGGGUUCCACCAAAUUUAUAUUAUUCUAAUUUUUCCCCAAUAGAUCCAAGUAAAUAAAAUCCUAUGCAAGUUAAUAGCAAGUGCUUUUGGUGAAUUGGUAAUAGGCUUCAAUUCUUACUGAGAUAUCUGGGUGCCUGCUAAUUCUCACACUCCUUCAUACAUAGAAUUGUGCCUAGAUGUAAUAAACCAUAAAUGGUUAUUCUGCUAAGAAAAUGUGCCAAAUCUGCAUCACUGGAACUUGGGCUCAAGAAGGGUACACGCUGCCCUUUGUGGAAGAGCAUGUAUUCUGGAGUCAAAAGGAAGCCUAAAGAGACAUUUUAGUCUAAGCCCUAAGAUUUUAUCUUCAGCCAGGAAAAGCAUUAUCACCCCAUGGGCUUCAAUACCUGAAGCCAAAGCAAUUAAAGAACUUGGAUAGAGUCACAUAGCUAGCUAGUAGCAAAAGCACCACUGGAAUUUACACUCCUCUGCUUUGAAAUGCACUAAAUCUAGCUCCCUCUUUGAGAUGCUAGGGGUUAUGAACAAUCUUUCCAGUGCAUCCUCAGAAAGCAGCCAUUUUUCCAAAUGCUGCAUAUACUGGAGUUACUGCUCUAAUUAAGGACUAGCUUAUUCUCUGACUAUACCUGACAAAUAAAACCUUCCUAGGCAAAGGAUUGGGUACUCAGGAGGAAGUGGGGAGAGUUUCCACAGGACAAAAGAAGUAGGAAGGAGGGCAUUGAGUCAAAUGCUUUUAUGAGAACAUAUUUUAGCUCUGUAUUAAAUCAGGAAGCUAAAUUGCUAUUUCUCAAAAAUGUGGAUUUUAGGGUAUGAGGCCUAGCCAUCUUCAUCUUCAGCAGGUGUUCCCAGAUGAUCAUUAUGAACUCUGAAGUUUAAGAAUUUCUAAUCCACAUCAAUCCUGGCUCCUGAGAAAGCAUUACUUGGCAACAUAUCUAAAGCAAACAACAACAAAAGCAAAACACAACUGAGAGUCACAACAACAGGAAGCUUUGCUAUUAAAGGGAGAGAGUAAAAGUAGCCAUUGUAUUUCUCAAAAAAGGAUGCAGACACAGCUAACACCUGUGCCUGCCACUUUUGUCCAUUGAGUCCUCACAACAACCUAUUUUAUUUUUUUAAUGAGGAAAGUUAACUGAAUGACUGCUCGAAUGCUCCUUAUGAUGGUGGCCCACCAACCUAACUCUAUGUGGGUAGGUUAGAAAAUAUCUCUAAGAGUAUUAAAAAUUAAUACACCAUUGGAGACAAUCAUGGCAACUAGAUGUAAAAUAAAAAUAUAAAAAUAACAGAAGCCUUACAUUACACAAUUUUCUCCUCAAAAUGCCUAUAUAAUUUCAUAGGGGGGAAAUAAAGCAAGUGCUUGAAUUUACAAACAAAGUUUUAUAUUAUCCUUAAGAGCUUAGAAUAACUAAUUGACAUUUUUAACUUAAAUAAAUAUAAGCAUGAGGUAGGUUUCCCUAUUGCAAAGAUAAAUGUUAUAAAACUGAAAUAAAUGAUGAUUUAUUGCCAACUGCCUAAUGAUGAAUCAGCAUCUGUGCCUCAAAUGAAAAACUGUAAUUAUUUACACAACAAAUUGGUAGACCUAGCCAAAAAUGCUCUAAGAUGCACUGUGUGGUAUGCGUGAUUAAUUACUGCAAGAAGUAAGCUUUCUCUGAGGGUAGCACAUCGUCAUCUCUUUGAUGUAAUAGGCUAUUUAACUGUGUCUUAGUCAUAUUUUCUUAAUAGAAAGGAAUUACUUUAAACUGUCAAUCCAUGUGUUGAACAGAAAUGAAAUGGUCCACAUAUUCCAAUAAACAUAAUAACAUAAUCAUUUCAUCAUAGGAGCACAGAGGAAACCCGGGGGGGGGGGGGGAGACAAAGAAUGUGAUAAUUAUGAAAAAUAUUCUGCCUAACUGCACUAGUGAGUCUUUAUUUCUUCCAUAUGCUUACAUUUUGAGCUUAAAAAAAAAACUAUUCUGAAAGAUCUUAAGAAACUUCAGAGUUCUAAGCACUCCAUUGAGUGCAAAUAUUUUUUGGUUAAGUGGGUUUGUUUAUGAAAUUCGAAAUUUCAGGUGAUAUGAAUUUAAAAGAAGAGUUGCAAAGAAUUUUUUUAAAAAUCUAACCUUUCGUGAUCAUCACCAUGUCCACUCAAUUGUGUGUUUCCUCUUUCUAGAUAUACUUCAGCAAUUAGAUUAGGCUCUUUUUCCCCCGAGAGAGUAAUGUUAAUAUCUACUGGACUCAAUAUGCAUUUAUCUGUAAAUCAGCCAGAGUCUUAUUUCCAUAACAUCGUUUCAUUAUCCUCUGAAGAUGUGCACUGAAGAGCCUUUAGCACACUUGGGGCUGUUGAGAAUCUUGAGGCCUUGCUUGUUGUAAAAUGACAUAUUUCUUAAAGACAUUUAUAAUCUCAUAUUCAGAUUGUAUCUGAAUUUACAAAGUGAAGGAUUAAACUGAGGCACUUUCAAGUAGCACUCAAGAAAAAGAAGCUGCUUCAAAUUUUAAUGUUUCUGGUUAGAUUACUUUUGGUUUGAAGCAUAUAGUUAUAUAGUUUUCUGUAACCAAACUGAUAAUUUUGAUGUUUUCAGCCAAACUCCAAUCAUUGAAGCCAAAGAAAUGCAUGACUACUCUAAUUUCUUAAGUAGGAUGCUAUCAAGAAUUAACUCAGGAUCAGCUAAUUCUAGACAAAGAUUUGAUGAGUGUAGACAGAGCCUAACAGUAUUCCAAUUCCUUUGAUGUCUUAAGCCAGUAAGUACUGAGGUAGGUUUUCUCAGAGGGAGGCAGAUUUUGUUUUCCAGGGGCUAAUUAAUAUGCACAACCUCAGUCCCCAAAGGACCUGUACUAUACCAUAUGUCAUGUGCAAGCUCAAGAGAUUAAUAUACAACCAUUAUCAUGAAUUAUUAUGUUGCAUUGAAGUUAAUGUCAGGCUUUUGUUCUAAUUAAAGUAUAAACUUGGCAUCUGAAAGAAGUUUAGCUAGAGAAGUGCAGUUAGAGUCUCUAUUUUAAUAAAUUACACAUAUUUUCAAUCAAAAUGUGUAAUUAUUUAAUUGUCUAGACUGCUCAAUAAGCAAAAUUCUCCAACUCCUUCAAGAAUCUUUAUUCAUAUGCUAAAAGCAGGUGAACACUACUUGGAGUGUAUUUUAUCAUUUUAAAUUCUUAACCAUUGUUGAAUCAUGCGUUCAGUAGAUGUGAUAGUGUUUUCUUAAUAUUAAUGACAAUUAUUUGUUUUCCUUUAUAUCAAGCUGCUACAAAUGGACUACCUUGUUUUGAAAAUUAGAAAAAGACUAUUACUCUAUAAAGACAAUUUUAUCAUGUCUGUUUAACAAGAAAAAAAAAAUGUUUUACUCCACCAUUGCAAAUUAUUUGUAGGAAACAAAAUGUCCAGAUGGUUAUGUGUAGUUCACUUGAUUAUAUUCCAAAGAUAUUAUAAAUAAUUCUGUUCAGAAGUUGAGAUAGGACUCUAUUAAGUGAUUUAGUAUUUAGAUUUCACACAGAAAGGUUUAAUGGCAAAUAUAUCUCACACAUUCUAACAUGCUACUUAAAAAAUAUGAAUAGAAUUUGUAUUCUGAAAAAAUAUUCUCUAGAACAUUUUGAAGGGCUAAUUUUUUUUGUAGACAUCUAGAAAAACAACAUCAUUUAAAUAAUAGUUUCAUAUAUGUGUUUGGGAUGUUAAUAUAUAUCAUGCAGUUUUUCAAUCAUGUCUACAGUGUAGCAAUAUUUAAUUCCAUAAAAUUAUAUAAUAAAUAAAAUUUCUCAGUUGUAUAAGAAUAAAAAAGAAAGCCAUAAAAUAAAUAACGUGAUAUUUAGGAGAAGAUUUAUAAAUGAAUUUGGGAUAGAAUUUGGAGGGCAAUCUCUCCAAUUAAAUUAUCUUUGGUUAAAAACAAAUAUCUCUGAAAGGUGUCUCAAUUGCUAAAUUUCACUGUGUUGAAUAUUGUUCAAGAUAAUUUUAUUAUUAUCUGUGAUUCAGAAAUAUUUCUAUUGUAAAGAAAUGUUCAUGGUCAUUGUCUUUGUUGUGAUUCAUUGUUAAUGGCAUUGAUUGAGAGGCAUGUGUCUGUAGUUCUGUAAUUACUAUAUAGAAAUGAAAGUCUACUCUCUAUCAUGUGUGGUGUCUGUUGGGAAUUUAGUGUGUUCUAUUUUUAGCCCAAGUGUGAUCUCAAUUUAUUUUACAACUUUUUAUAUAUUACUAAAAUGACUCAAAUUGCAGCUGAUUUAGGAAAGUAUUAUGAUUUGGAGUGACAAAAAUUGGAUUGGAAUACCACAUACAUUAAGAAUGAGUGAAUAUUUUAUUCACUUGUUUAAAUAUUUGCACAUCAUUAAAAACAUAGUACUAUGAAAUGAAGGCAUCUUUUAAGAAGUAUGUUCUAAUUCAUAAAUGUAAUGAGUAUGUACAAUGAAAUGGUAAUAUUUAAAACACUCAUUUAAAAUAUUAAAUGCAGAU
Messenger RNA from Myotis myotis, 9550 nucleotides. It is a transcript of the gene NAALADL2, whose product is annotated as N-acetylated alpha-linked acidic dipeptidase like 2. The transcript has 14 exons. NCBI's taxonomy places the organism in Eukaryota, Metazoa, Chordata, Mammalia, Chiroptera, Vespertilionidae. The record is from RefSeq and is a predicted model, not a curated record. The coding region runs from base 454 to 2841 and encodes 795 amino acids.